CCACAUGGACAUGCGUGUCGAGCAUCCAGAAAUUAUAGUUCUGAAAACCGGCCACUUCUAUCGCGCCGUCAUAGCGGCGAGGGGUUGUGCAAACCAUAUCGUUAGCAUACAAGAACCAAGUCCCACCGUCACCGCUGCUCUAGAGCAUCUUCUCGACGUGACUGCCGAAGUUUUGAGCAACAUCCAGGAUUCUUCCUACGCCAACAAUGAAAUGCCACCAGAUGAAGUUGGUGAAGUCGACGAGAGUUCAUCCUAUAUCGAUGAUGAGAGACUUCCAGAGCAAGCCCCGAGCCCAUCUGUGUCGCGUAGUCCGUCGCCUUCAGAACCAGUCUGUCAGGGUUGUUUGGAAUCCGCUCUAAAUAUCAAGCAUGAAAGUUCGGAAAUGCUCUAUUCUGAGGAAUCUGAACAGAUUGCUUCCGAUUUCUCAGAGUCGAUCUGUCCUGACUCUCCAGAACCCGCUCCGAGUUUCAAACGUGAGAAUACAGAGUUGGUCUGUCCGGAUUCUUCAGAGUCUAUGGAACGUGAGAUCUCUGAGCCGACAUCAGUCGAACCCGAAACUCCCGAAACUGUACAGCCACAAGAAAGGAUUGCAAGCAGUUCACUCACCCCAAUUGUAUCAUCCCCGCUGGUCUCUGCCUCGAGAGCGCAAAAGCGUCCGAAUUAUAAUUUCAUGGGAUUCGACCAGCCCACCUCCGAAGUCGAUGUUGUUGUUAGAUAUCUUGAGCAAAAGUAUUAUCAAGCCACCAUUGCGGACAAGUCCUCGGGCGAAGAUGUUGUUGGAGAGCCUCACGAAGCAAGAACCGUCGAGCGUGCAUUGACAGCCUUACUCGCUCAUACCUGUGCACACCUUGGAAACCCUCCCAACUUGAUCGGUGCUGGUGCUACACAAACCCUAGGAAGUCCAGUGGCCAAGCGUGGUCGCGGAAGACCCAAGAGCAUUCUCCCUUCUGCUACCUCGUCCGUCGUCAAGCCUAAGGCAACGAAGACUGCUCCUGCUACCAAGGCAAAGGUCUCUGCGACUGUCACUCCAAAAGCCACUCGAGGUCGUGGAAGACCCAGGAAGUCUGAUGUUGUUGCGCUCACAUCGACAGGUCGCCCUCGGGGUAGACCUCGCAAGAACACUGUAACGACUGCUCCCGCAGUUGAGGCGACGACGGAUGGUGCCAUUGCGCCCGCUAAGCGGGGCAGAGGCAGACCCAGGAAGUCUGACUCCACUCCAGCGGCAGCAACAACUGGAUCGAAACGUGAUGCAUCCGCCCUGGAAGACGACGAACCCGCGAGCAAAAAGUCACGCAAGGCAAUCAGCGACGAAGAGAUGCAAGACCGUAUCAGCGCGGAUGAGCUUGGUGAAGUUGAAGAAGCAGGUCAGACUGCUCCGUUCACUCCUCAAGUAUGGUUCCCAACUUACGUGUCAAGGAUUGCUAGGGUUGUCUACCACUGUAUCGCAGACGGAUCAGCUGGAGGAUUGACCGAAGACGAGUUGAUGUCGCGUACUGGACUGCCAUACACCGAUAUCAACGCUGGUAUCAUGCAAUUGAGCGAAAAGGGAGGUAUCAUUCCCGCUAUUGGUGAUGAUUCCAAGUGGACAGUGCUCGAUGAGUGGGAGGAUGAGGAGGAA
Molecule: messenger RNA, 1618 nt
Organism: Aureobasidium uvarum
Lineage: Eukaryota; Fungi; Ascomycota; Dothideomycetes; Dothideales; Saccotheciaceae
Source: the annotation of a GenBank genome assembly